AUCCUUUGGAUGCAAAUGUAAAAAGUCGUUUUGUUCUGUUCAUCAGUUGUUAGGGAGAGAAAUUUGAGAGGGAGUUAUCUAAAAUAAUAUGAUCUGAAAAAAGAAGAAAUCGCGACUGUGUGCUCAUGGCGCCGAACACCUUUUCAACUGUUACGUCACGGCAGCAGUGUCAAGGCAAUGGUCUUAAGGCUUACGGUGCCUCUCAGUGCCAGGCGGGAGACAGAAGCGUGUACAUGCACGUUUGUGCUCCUGAGGUGCUCCUUUUCGGCCGGAAAAAAAGGAAAGAAAAAAGAAAAAAGGUGUAACAGAGACAAAGUGAUCUGACACCAAAGAAAGAAAGAAAGAAAAAAAACGUCAGCGUGGCAUGGAAAAUGAAUUCCUUCGUUCCCGCGCUUUGGUGGGCGGCCAUCUUGGUCUUGGCGGUGCCUUCGAAUUUGAUUAGAGGAGCAUUAAACAGAAUCGGAAGGGUGGACAAUGUGACGAAGGCGCCCCUCCCGCCGCCUGUGCCCCCGGUCCUCCCUCGCUCCUUGACAGGCGGAGACGAAGCAGGUAGUCCGCACGCGUUACGCCUCAAGACCGAGAAUGCCAUCUCAGUGUCCUUGGUGGCACCUGUGGACGAGUGUGACGUAACCGUUGCCCUGGAUAACGGGGAGGCAGCGCUGUUGUAUUCACGGAGCGACAAAUUCGAAUACACAUGCAAGCAGACCUUCACGACCGUCGAUCCUCAAGCAAACCUGACCGUCUCGUGCCAACAUUUCCGACUCAAGUUCAACUGCUUCUUCGAGAGUCUCACGAUUGAGGUGGACGGGAGAGCCUCUACGUACUGCAUGGACGACCAUGUGGGCCAGCGCCGAGGGCGAAACGUCAGCCUCUCCUACGAGCGCAAUUUCAUGGGAUUCAACGGCGGCUACGUGUGCACGGUGUCUUGCCAAGGGCCUCCUCCGGCCCCGCCCUCCGAGGCGCCCGGCUGCCCGACCUGCGGCGUCACGGUUGCCAUGGAGACCAAGAAAAGCAUUGCCGCAGAUGAAAGGAUCGUCGGAGGCGUCAGUACUGUCAAGGGCGAGUACCCGUGGAUGGCUCACCUGAAGAUCACAGCCAACCCCUCAAUGGAGUUCAUGUGUGGCGGGUCCCUCGUCACUAACAAGCUCAUCAUCUCAGCUGCUCAUUGCUUCGAAUACGACGUGGAGUAUGUUGACGUGAGUGAUGCGGCGAGUGUAUAGGGAUGAUGGUAAGGUAAAAAGGAAGGCGCGAUAGGCACGUUGGAACUGGCGUUAGGUGCGGUCAAGUAACUUUUUAUUUUUAUUUUUUAUUUUAUUUUAUUUUAUUUUAUUUUAUUUUAUUUUAUUUUAUUUUAUUUUAUUUUAUUUUAUUUUAUUUCAUUUAUUUAUUUAUUUAUUUAUUUAUUUUUACAACCGGGGCGAAUUAGCAUUACCUUUAAUCUUCGUUUUUCUUUUUUUUAAGUUUGGCAAUUUUAUCAAAAACUCCCAAUCGGUUUACCUGUUAGCCAAAUAGAUAGUAAGAUAAAAAAAAAAAAAAAUCCGCUUUACACAAGCUUCAUAAGCACAGAGAACAUACAUGAACAGACAAAAAGAUAAAUGCAAUGAAUAAGAAAAAAAGAUAAUAGUGAUGACACUAAUAACAACGUUAACGAUAACAUUGAUAAGAGUUCUGAUAGUAAUCUUCCUCCUCCUCCGUUUCCUUUUUCUCCUCCUCCUCCUUCUUCAUUUCUACCUCAUUUCCUGU
Molecule: messenger RNA, 1743 nt
Organism: Penaeus monodon (black tiger shrimp)
Lineage: Eukaryota; Metazoa; Arthropoda; Malacostraca; Decapoda; Penaeidae
Exons: 5
Coding region: 372-1220 (282 amino acids)
Biological process (GO): proteolysis
Molecular function (GO): serine-type endopeptidase activity
Source: RefSeq, a predicted model, not a curated record